UGACAUCACAGUGAUUGCCACCUCCCUCAGACUACUUUAGGUCCUGCCCAGAGACCAGGAGUCCAGACAGCCUGGGAGACGAGCAGGAGUUGGAGCCCACGUUGGAGAGAGAGAGAGGAGAAGCCUACUGCAGCCCAGUGUGUCCUUGACCCUGUUCAGGAGGUAAGGACAAGCAGGAGGUCUUUUGUGUGCCCUCAGAAGUCUGCCUUCAGUUCUCACCAAGCUGCUCUGAGAAUGGAACGAUCCACCAGGGAGCUGUGUCUCAACUUCACCGUUGUCCUCGUUACAGUUAUCCUUAUAUGGCUCCUUGUGAGAUCCUAUCAGUACUGAGAUACCACAGCUCCUGGAAUUGACUGCAACACUCCAGAACUGUCUUCUGUAUGUGCUGAGAUCCCACUGCUGUCAUGGGAUGCCUUUUCUGGAACCCCACAGCACUUCUGACCUGUUCGCACAAUAUUUGGGCUGCCUCCAGUGCUAGGAUUGAUUGUGUGAUCUCUAAAGAUGCUACUCUCAAUGGCUGCCAAGUGUUUGCCAGGGAGCAUUAGAUUUAUUCCCCAACUCUUACUGCAAAUGUGUCAGACAAGCCACAAGGUUAAAAAUAAACUAGAUUCCUGAUGACAUAGAAUUCUAACAAGCGCCUGGUGUGUUUCACCACACAUCCCUUCAUCCCACACUCAGCAACCAAACUCUAAAUCAACUGCCAGAAGAAAGAAAUUGUUAAAGGAAGUCUUUGUCAGCUCCUAUAGCUAUCAUGUGAAUAAAGUUGUCAACCCCCAAAAA
Messenger RNA from Lagenorhynchus albirostris (white-beaked dolphin), 780 nucleotides. It is a transcript of the gene SLN, whose product is annotated as sarcolipin. Gene Ontology annotation, cellular component: membrane. Bases 235 to 330 code for a protein of 31 amino acids. Lineage: Eukaryota; Metazoa; Chordata; Mammalia; Artiodactyla; Delphinidae. The transcript is spliced from 2 exons. Gene Ontology annotation, molecular function: enzyme regulator activity. The record is from RefSeq and is a predicted model, not a curated record.